AACAGUGGUUAAACUAUAUUCGAACAUUAUUGACUUUAGUGGGUCGCAGCAGCUUCAUCCUUCAAGUACUGUAGUAACUUAAUGAAUAAUCGUGGACACAGCUGCUAAUCUUUCUUUGGUGAUGACGGAAGAAACCCUACGGCAACUUUUUGUGGUUGAGCCAGACUUUUGCCCUGCAUGUGGUUCUAUCCUUGUGCUGCCUCAGACAAGUGAGACUGUGGCAUGUAGAGUUUGUACAUUCAAGACACCAAUUGACGAUAUUAUUAAUCGAGAGACAACUUACAAAGUGGACUUUGUUCAAAAGGGAACUUAUCUAGUAUCUAAGAAGAAGGUUGAAGAAGAGAGUGAACUAGGUCAAAUGGAUAAUGACCGAGAGUGUAGUAAGUGUGGGAACAUUGGUAUGUCCUACACCACCAUGCAGCUUAGAUCAGCAGAUGAAGGACAAACUGUUUUCUAUAUCUGUCCAAAGUGCAGACACAGAGAAGUGGAGAAUUCUUAACCCCAGGGAUGAAUAUACUUGAGCAAUACUGUAUAUUUUCAUCAUUAUAAUAAAGGUCUGU
Homarus americanus (American lobster) is the source of this 560-nucleotide messenger RNA. RefSeq names its product DNA-directed RNA polymerase I subunit RPA12-like (gene RpI12). The record is from RefSeq and is a predicted model, not a curated record. The transcript has 4 exons. The coding region runs from base 122 to 499 and encodes 125 amino acids. Gene Ontology annotation, molecular function: nucleic acid binding; zinc ion binding; DNA-directed RNA polymerase activity. Gene Ontology annotation, biological process: DNA-templated transcription; termination of RNA polymerase I transcription. Gene Ontology annotation, cellular component: RNA polymerase I complex. Lineage: Eukaryota; Metazoa; Arthropoda; Malacostraca; Decapoda; Nephropidae.